Molecule: messenger RNA, 3220 nt
Organism: Hippopotamus amphibius kiboko
Lineage: Eukaryota; Metazoa; Chordata; Mammalia; Artiodactyla; Hippopotamidae
Gene: FANCE
Product: FA complementation group E
Exons: 10
Coding region: 191-1816 (541 amino acids)
Biological process (GO): interstrand cross-link repair
Cellular component (GO): Fanconi anaemia nuclear complex
Source: RefSeq, a predicted model, not a curated record
UCCAGUCUCGCGCGCUGGCGGGCCGCGGGUGCGAGCCCCUCCCUGAGCGCUGAGGAAAGGACGUGGUGCGCGCGGGAGGGGCCCGGCCGCCGCGUCGCGGCCGGCGCUGUCGUCCGCCUCCCUCUCCCCGGGCCCCGGCGCUGAGGCCCGAAACCAGAGCGCGGGGCGGCGCGGCCCUCUGGCCCCGGGCAUGGAGUCCCCGGCGGCGGCGCCCGCUCCGGCUGAGGGCGCGGAAGCAGCGCCCUGGGCGCGCCUGGAGGCCCCCGCGCGCCUGCUGCUGCGGGCGCUGCAGGCGGGGCCCGACGGGGCGCGGCGCGGUCUGGGGGUGCUGCGGGCGCUGGACGGCCGCGGCGGGGAGCCCUUCGGCUGGGGCCGCCUGCUGGAGGCGCUGUGUCUGGAGGAGCCUGUGGUGGAGGGCCCGGACUGUCGCCUGCAGCUGAAACCACUGCUGCUGCGAUUGCCCCCAUUAUGCCAGAGGAACCUGAUGUCCCUGCUGAUGGCUAUUUGGCCAUCGCUUCCUGAAAGCAGUCUCCUACCUGUGCUGCAGAUUGCGCAGCAGGAUCCAAGCCCUGACCCUGAUCCCUGGCUCCGGGCCCUUGGGGAAUUUCUGCGAAGGGAUCUGGGUGUUGAGGUCUCCAUUGAGAGAGCAUCCCCACUGUCUAAAAGGUGCCAGAGACAGCUCCGAGGCCUAUGUCGGCAACUGGACCAAGGAAGCAGGAAGUUGAAGUUGCCCCAGACUCCAGGUCCUGAAGGGGAAGAAGAGCAGGAGGAGGACAAGGACUCCCAGCGGCCUGGGAAACGCAGAAGGGAGCCAGAAGAAAAGCCUGCCAGUCCUGAGGGGGAGAGGGCCCCCAAAAGGCUCCGGUGUUUGGAAAAGGAAGAAGAAGGUCAUGAGGAAAAGAGACCUGAACAUGACUCUUUGGACUCCCUGGCCGAUGGCGGAGGUGCAUCACCCAUUAAGAACCAGCCCGUUGUUGGGGCUGAGCCCAGUGAGGCUCGUCAGAGUCCAGAGGAUGCUAAGGGCCGACCUGAGAGUUUGGAGUUGCCCAAAGCUAUCCAGGACCAGGUUCCCAGGCUGCAGCAGCUGCUCAAGACCCUCGGGAAGAGGUUGGAAGGGCUGGAGGGUACCCCACCAGUUGAGCUGCAGCUUCUCCACGAAUGCAGUCCUGGCCAGGUGGACCUGCUGUGUGCCCAGCUGCAGCUCCCACAGCUCUCGGACACAGAUCUCCUGCAGCUCUGCACCUGGCUGCUGGCCCUUUCACCAGACCUCAGCCUCAGCAAUGCUACUGUGCUGACCAGGAGCCUCUUCCUUGGACGGAUUCUCUCCCUGACUUCCUCAGCCUCCCGCUUGCUCACAACUGCCCUGACCUCCUUCUGUACCAAGUAUACCUUCGCUGUCUGCAGAGCCCUCCUUGGCCCCGUUCUCCAAGCCCCAAGAACAGGUACAGCUCAAACAGAGUUACUGUGUUGCCUUACAAAGGACAAGGCCCUGGACCCAGACAUGCAGGUUCUAAUGUUGGGACAGAUCUUGGAGCUGCCCUGGAAGGAGGAGACUUUCUUGGUGUUGCAGUCACUCCUGGAGCGGCAGGUGGAGAUGCCCUCUGAGAAGUUUAGCAUGUUGAUGGAGAAACUCUGUAAAGAGGGGCCAGCAGCCACCACGUCCAUCGCCUAUGCCAAGCUGGUGCUGACAGUGGUGACCAAGUAUCAGGCCAACAUCACUGAGCCCCAGAGGCUGGGCCUGGCUGCAGCCCUGGAGCUCAACACCACUUUCCUGAGGAAGUCCCUGCAGGCUGCCCUGAGACAUCUGGCCCCCUGAACGUCCACCAAGGGACCACCCUCCUGGAGCUCCCUCACCAGCUUCCAGCAGGACACUUCUGCCCUCAGCACCUCACCCUGCCCCUUGCCUUGGCUGAGCCUGGCAAUCCCAGGGAUCAACUGCCUCCCUGCUCCAGGCUGCAGAGAGGCCAUCUGGGCCUCCCAGCCAGCAGGAAGGGUCUGGGGCUAAGGAGGCUGGAUGAGUUGUAUUACCAAGGGCAGCUGACCCUGAGCUCCCUCCUUGUCACUUCUACCUCAGGCUGUGGGGACAGACACUUUAAGAUAGACCUCGGAUUUCCCUGGUGAUCCAGUGGUUAAGACUCUGUGCUUCCAUUGCAGGGGAAGAGGGUUGGAUCCCUGGAUGGGGGGAGUUCUGCAUGUCACAUAGUGUGGCCAAAAAAUAAUAAUAAUAAAUAAAACAGGAGUUAAGAUAGGCCUCAGUAGGGUUUCACCGCAGACCUAGAGUGGACGACGACGAUGCACCAGGAGCCCCGGGAGACCUGUGUCCUCCGCACAAAUCUCUUGUGCUCAAGUGUAUGUUAUGAUCCUCUGUGUUCUUAUUUCUGACUUCAAUAAUAAUUUAUCAGUGGUAUUUCAUAAAAAGCAGGAAGUUCAAUAAUGUCUUAUUAGAAGCAGUGCCUACUGUCCUACCAACUCUGAGUGUUUGUUGAAAACCAACACAUACCACCCCCACCCCCGGCCCCACCCUGCUCAGUGACAGGGGGCAUCUUUUUCCCAGUGAAAUGUCCUGUGAGGGGAAGGUGGUAGAGUUCUGUGGGCCAGAUCAUGUAUGAAACCAUCCACCCCAGCUGUAUCAGAGCUGUCAAACUGAGUAGGUGAGGCUGUGCAUCCUGCACUGGGGGAGGGGGAUUUGAGGGCAAGAGAGACUCAGCCUGGAGUUGAGGAAGACCUGGGCAGAGGAUGGCUUUCGAGGAGGGGUCUGAAGGGCUCCUGGGAUUACUGUGAGCAGAGAAGAGGAUGAGGCCUAUUGGGCCGGAAAGGCAGAAAGGGUCUGCAAUACUGUGGGCACAUCUGUUCUACAUCUGUAUUUCCACAGCACUUAGCUAAGCUCCUUGUUCAUAGUAAAUACUUAACCUGGAGACGUCCCUGGUGGUCCGGUGGGUAAGACUCCACGCUCCCAAUGCAGGGGGCCUGGGUUCCAUCCCAGGUGGGGGAACUAAGUCCCACAUGCAUGCUGCAGCUAAGCGUUCUCAUGCCCCAACUAAGUCCACAUGCUGCAACUAAGAGUUCGCAUGCCCCAACUAAGUCCACAUGCAGCAACUGAGAAGCCUGCAAGCCACGGCUAAGACCUGGUGCAGCCUGAAUAAAUAUUUUACAAAAACAAAACAAAAACAAAACUGCUUAACUUGUAGAUGUUACUGAGCCAACUAUCAGUUGAAAGUUC